Molecule: messenger RNA, 10207 nt
Organism: Anthonomus grandis grandis
Lineage: Eukaryota; Metazoa; Arthropoda; Insecta; Coleoptera; Curculionidae
Product: ankyrin repeat and KH domain-containing protein 1-like
Exons: 30
Coding region: 139-9111 (2990 amino acids)
Biological process (GO): innate immune response
Cellular component (GO): cytoplasm
Molecular function (GO): RNA binding; protein binding
Source: RefSeq, a predicted model, not a curated record
GUCGGCCAUAGUAGAAAAUGGCGACCGCGAUGAAAUUGAUGUGAAUCGAGAAGUACUUUGUUUUAGUGACGGUAAAGUGAAUCUAGCUUGGAUUUAGUAAAAAAAACGACAAAUAAAACGUUAUAUUGCGAUGCAAAUAUGCAGAAUGUACCGCGGGAUACGGGCGCCGACGAAACGAGAUUAGAAAAAGUGAACGUUCAGCACGAUAUAGGGAACAUUUCGUCGACUCCCCAAUCGACGAAUUCUACACCGAACAAAUCUGAAACUGAAACUCUUUCGUUAAAUCAAAGAUUACGCAGAUUAAUGUCGGAAACAUCGGAAAGUGAGGAAGAUUCAGUCUCUGAGGUAGAGGCUUUUAUGGUAGAACAGGAAUACGACGACGAGCCUCAAGCCGAAGCAGCCAAAUUCCUGUUGGGCCCCGACGAAGACCGCAACGUGGAUCCUGAGACACAGGCUCGACUCGAGGCACUUCUUCAAGCUGCAGGUAUUGGCCAGUUAGCUGCCAAAGACGGCAAAGCGUUAGGCGAUCCCGAAGUACUGCGCCGUCUGACGUCAAGCGUGUCCUGUGCACUAGACGAAGCUGCUGCCGCCCUCAACCGUAUGCGCAGUGACACUGCUGCAGCCGCCUCUUCAUCCACGCAAGGAGCACCCACUGCCGCAGGAGUCCGUCCAGCGACACAGGGAGGCGCCGCCGGCGGUUCUCAGGACAAGACGUCGCUCAUCGAGGCCUGCACCGACGGUGAUGUUGGGACCGUUAAGAAACUCUUAACAGAAGGCAGGUCCGUUCACGAAACCAGUGAAGAAGGCGAGAGUUUGCUUAGUUUAGCUUGUAGCGCUGGUUACUUCGAAUUAGCACAGGUUUUACUUGCAAUGCACGCUAACGUGGAAGACCGAGGUAUUAAGGGUGAAUGUACUCCUUUAAUGGAAGCCGCUUCUGCUGGCCAUUUAGACAUCGUGAGGCUGCUAGUUCAUCAUGGAGCAGAUGUUAAUGCCCAGUCUACUUCUGGCAACACCCCGUUAAUGUAUGCUUGUGCUGGUGGACACACAGAGGUAAGCAUUCUAGAAGAGGUGGUAAAAUUUCUUCUUGAAAAUGGGGCGAACGUAGAGGACCACAACGAAAAUGGUCACACACCUCUUAUGGAAGCAGCCAGCGCGGGACACGUCGCAUUGGCUAAAAUCCUACUGAUGCACGGUGCAGGAAUCAAUACCCACUCCAACGAGUUUAAAGAGUCGGCUCUCACGCUUGCCUGUUAUAAAGGUCAUUUAGAUAUGGUAAGAUUUCUCUUAGAAGCGGGCGCUGAUCAGGAACACAAGACCGAUGAAAUGCACACGGCAUUAAUGGAAGCUUCCAUGGACGGCCACGUUGAAGUCGCCAGAUUGUUGCUAGAUUCGGGAGCGCAGGUGAAUAUGCCUACGGAUAGCUUCGAGUCGCCACUUACUCUGGCAGCAUGUGGUGGUCACGUUGAUUUGGCCAUGCUGCUCAUCGAGCGCGGCGCCAACAUUGAGGAAGUGAACGAUGAGGGUUAUACGCCACUUAUGGAAGCUGCGCGAGAGGGUCACGAGGAAAUGGUACACCUUCUACUCGGACAAGUUGGUUUUUCAGGGGCCAACAUCAAUGCCCAGACGGAUGAAACGCAGGAAACGGCCUUAACAUUAGCAUGUUGUGGUGGUUUUACUGAGGUGGCGGAUAUCCUUUUAAAAGGCGGAGCUGAUAUAGAGCUCGGCGCGUCCACUCCUUUAAUGGAAGCAUCGCAAGAAGGACAUCUAGAGUUAGUACGAUUUUUGUUGGAGUAUGGGGCGAACGUUAAUGCAGUUACGCAAACGAACGACACUGCGCUCACAUAUGCAUGUGAAAACGGUCAUACCGACGUUGCAGAGCUGCUUAUCCAGUACGGAGCCGAUAUCGAACACGAAUCCGAAGGCGGUCGGACGCCGCUGAUGAAAGCUUGCCGCGCGGGACACCUUUGCACCGUUAAGUUCCUUAUUGACAAGGGGGCGAACGUGAGAAAACAGACUACCAACAACGACCAUACGCCCCUUUCGUUGGCUUGUGCCGGCGGCCAUCUAUCCGUCGUGCAACUUCUGCUCGAAAAUAAUGCUGAUCCAAACCACAAGUUAAAGGAUAACUCGACAAUGUUGAUCGAAGCUGCUAAGGGCGGCCACACGAACGUAGUUCAGUUGUUGCUCGACUACCCGCACUCGAUGUUGCUUAACAGUCAGCAACAGGGCGCCGGCGCUGCUGCUGUGGCCGCCACGGCGGCAACCAACCUCUCGAUGUUGCCGGGUCAAGUGGGCGGUACCAGGAGUUCGCCGGCCGCUGCCACAAUGGCUCCAGCGAUCGCCGCUGCUGUUGUGGGAGCUCCGUUCUUCCAACCACCUACCGCAGUGUUACAAGAAGUCCCGGAAGCUGUUCGAAUCGUCCAAGACGACGAUGACGAUGUGGAAUUCAACCCUCCUAAGCAACAAGUGCAAUCGGCCACCCAACGGACGCCAAACGAGCAGCCUCAACAACAAAAGGGCAGGAAGCUCUUGGCCAAGAGUCGAUCGACGGGGGCCAUGUUUGACGGGACGUUAACCUCCGCGGAAGCGCAGCAAGUUAGGACACCGCCUCUAAGCGAUUUUGAGGAAGAAGUGAUUUCUGGUUCCGCAGCGAUCGAGUAUCUUAACAAAGAAGACCCUAAUAGUACCACCCUAAUAGAAUUUAUUAAGAAGAGAAAGCAGUUCUGUGACCCUGAUGGCAAUACCCAGAAACAACAAAUUUUAGAAGAACUACAUCGAGUUGAGCGUGAAUUGCAUGGCAAACACCAGCAGCAGCAACAGCAACAACAGGCGGCGGCCCAACAACAGGCCGUUGCCGCAGCCGCUGCGAGUCAUAAUCACGUAUUUCAAUACCAGAUGCCUCCCCAACAAGAUCCCUGUGUGUCGCAAUCGGGCGUGGCCACACCAGCGACCGCGCUUGCGCCCGUACUUAACUUUGACCUGGCUAUCCAGCAGCAAAAACAGCAAGGUCUCGGUUACAACAGUGUUUUGGGUGCUGCCGGACAACAGCCUCAGUUACAAGUUCCAUUUUAUGCGGGAAUCCCUCCGGCACCGCAGUUCGCCACGCCCUCCAGUCAGGCGCAAGGCCAGCAAACGACCGCGCCCGCCUUUUACUUUACGCCGAUGCCGGCCAGUUCCGCUCAGGUAGGCGUGACGUUGGGCACGCCUACCGCCACCGUAGCGAAUGGCGGACUACUUAGUGCUUCGGCCGCGGCCGGAUUAACCGUUAAACCAACGCUUGUACCCGCCUCUUCGUUAACCGCGCCGCUCAUCAAGUUGCAGAGUGUGGCCGACGUUAGUCAAAAUACGGCCAUUAAUGACCGGCCGAAAGUAAAACCGAUCAAGAAAGAAGGCAAGAAUAUCCGGAAGCUGCAACAGCUAGCUCAGCAACAAGCCCACCAGCAGCAGCAGCAACAACAACAGCAGCAGCAGCUGCAGCAUCAAAAUUCUCAAGUAACUGCCACCAACCAAAAUGCCAAUCAGUCCCAACAACCGCAACAAGUGAACCCCAUACCACCUAAAAAUUUCUGCAAUAUCUUUGCGGACCAGCAAUCGGUGUCAAUGUUUCGUCAACUGCAGAUGCCACAUCCGUCUGCACAGCAGCAAAGAACCGGACAAACGCCCCAGUCUACCGUGCAGUUUCAAAAGGUUGACGGUGCCACACCGGUACCCGAAUUGCUUAAUGUUCAAGACUUAGACGUAACGUUCCUUAAAGAUGAGCAACAAGAAAACCUACUUACUGCCUCCAUUUUGCAACAAUUCCAUAACACCUCAAUACCUUUAUUACGAGCCGCUGCUGCCGGGUCACCGCAAAAAACCCAGCUAGAAGUUUACGACCCUUUGCAGCAAGAUCCCAAUUCGGCCGGAAAAGUGACCAAACUGGAAUUAAGCGAGAAAGACUUUCCCGAUGACAUGGUACCUUUAGAGGUGCAACCCUAUCCCGGCGGACUGGACGAGACUAUGAUCGCCUCGAUUACGGCCCAACAACAUGCCGACCUUCAGGCCGCUGCUGUCGCUGCAGCUGCCGCGUCCGGUAAUACCGCGGAUUUGUCAAGGGUAGAAUAUUUUGCCGUUCCCGCAGGAACGACUGGUGCGGGACCUGCCGGUCAAGUGCCGGUCCAUGCCUUAUACCCACUAGCCCACACUCAGCACUACCUUCAAGGAUUUCAGGCCGGUUAUAGCCUUAAGCAACAACAAUUAGCAGACUCUCUUUCGGUAGCGGGAUCCGUCGCCCAAUCUAUUACUAGCCAGCAACAGACGUACGUCGCUGCCCAACCGCAACCGUGUGUAUCAGCGCCACCGCAGCAGGUUCAACAAGUGGCUAAUUGCGGCCACGUAACUCAAGGCACACAUAUUUGCCAACCAUGCGGACAACACCAGCAACCGCCGGCUUCUGUACAACAGCAACUUGUACAGCAACAGCAGCAAGCGGCGAACCAGCAACUGCCCCAGACCUCCAACCAAGUUCAAGCCGCGACUCAAACUCAAACCGCGGCUGACGUCGCCAAGAAAAUCCAAAAAGUUUCGGACAUGAAAUUCAAAAAAGGCCGAGUCAUCCGACACCAGUACAGUUCUCAGAACAAUCCUCAAUCGGAUCCUAACUACCAGAUCGAUCACAAUUCAGCCAUUACUCAAUACAGCGGUGCCGCAGCGAACCAGCAACGUCAAUGCGCUGGGGCGAAUUCAAUUAUUUCGCCUUGCAUGGACGUCGAUUCGGAAACCGAGAGCAACCAUGACACCGCUUUGACGUUGGCUUGCGCAGGCGGCCACGAGGAGCUGGUGGAGCUACUGAUCAGCCGCGGUGCGGAUAUUGAACAUCGAGAUAAGAAAGGAUUCACUCCGCUAAUCCUUGCCGCCACUGCUGGCCACGAAAAGGUGGUAGAGAUUUUACUGAAUCAUAAUGCGGACAUUGAGGCACAGUCUGAGCGCACCAAAGACACUCCUCUUAGUCUCGCCUGCAGCGGAGGCCGGUACGAGGUGGUGGAGCUGCUGCUGAACCGAAACGCCAACAAGGAGCAUCGGAAUGUGUCCGAUUACACUCCGCUUAGUCUCGCCGCCUCUGGAGGCUACGUAAACAUCAUCAAGUUGCUGCUGAACCAUGGGGCCGAAAUCAAUUCCAGGACCGGUAAGUUGUUUGAAGGAUCGAAACUCGGCAUCUCGCCUCUCAUGUUGGCUGCGAUGAAUGGUCACGGAGCUGCAGUAAAAUUGCUACUGGAUUCGGGCAGUGACAUCAAUGCCCAAAUUGAAACCAACCGAAACACCGCGCUUACUCUGGCAUGCUUCCAGGGAAGGCACGAGGUGGUGGCACUCUUAUUGGAUCGUAAAGCCAACGUGGAACACCGGGCCAAAACCGGACUUACACCUCUUAUGGAAGCAGCCUCAGGAGGCUACGUGGACGUCGGUCGGGUCUUGUUGGAUAAAGGUGCUGAUGUUAAUGCCACUCCUGUUCCUUCGUCUCGAGACACAGCUUUAACCAUUGCCGCCGAUAAAGGGCACGUGAAAUUCGUAGAGCUCCUACUUGACCGGGGCGCACAGGUCGAAGUAAAAAAUAAAAAGGGCAACUCGCCACUUUGGUUAGCCGCGAACGGCGGACAUCUGCCGGUAAUCGAGUUACUCUACGCCCACAAUGCCGACAUUGACUCUCAAGACAACCGCAAGGUCUCUUGCCUGAUGGCCGCCUUUCGGAAGGGCCACGUCAGGGUCGCCAAAUGGAUGGUACAUCACGUAACUCAGUACCCUAGUGAUCAAGAAAUGGCGCGUUCCAUCACCACAGUAAGCGAUAAGGAAUUGCUGGAGAAAUGUCACGAAUGCGUCCGGAUUAUUAGAGCGGCCAAGGAAACGCAGGCUGCCAAAGCGAAUAAAAAUGCGUCUAUACUUUUGGAAGAGCUCGAAUCGGAGAGAACUCGCGAAGAGUCGAAACGGUUACAGGCGGCUAAGCGGCGGGAAAGGAAGAAGAAAAAGCGUCUCGAAAAGAAAGAACAACACAAGAAAUUAUUAGAAGAGAAUCAGAAGAAUGAAACGUAUGAUGACAGUUCUAAAAAAGAUGAAAAGGAAGAAGCAGAGGAUACUGUCCCCGAAGUAAGUCACGCUGCCAAUAACGACAAAGAAGAAGGCGACAGUGGUAUCGAUGCGAAUAGCCUAGGAAGCUGUUCUAGCAAUGAUAUAAAGACCCCCAAGGAAAAACGUAAAAAUAAGAAAAACAAAAAGGGCAAAGAAUCUGUUGUGAAAGACGAAAUUGCAAAAAGCAAAGCCAGCACUAGUAAGGAGACCUUAGAAAAACCUGACAGCAAGGAAUCAAAAGAGACCAAAAGUCCGUCUAAGUCUUUAAGCAAGAAACCUGUCAAUGACAAUAUAGCACUUUCUAUGGAAAAGCCUAGAGGCCGAAACUAUGAAUUCGAUGCUACGAAACAUAGUCCUGCUGACAGAGACGAUUUUAAAGCAACAGGAAAUGAAAAUUACGUCACUCCAACCAAAAACAAAAAAAGUGAGGACUGUCUUAGUCCACCCCAGGGCAACAAAGCUGCGAAUAGUGUGAGCCCUAAGCAAAACUCAAAACGCGAAGAAGGUUGGAAAGAAGUCGUGCGAAAAUCUUCAGUUCAAGCAGUAUCAGAAAGUGGAGUUAAAAAGGUCUCUGUUCCUUUAAACGCUAUUUCUAGAGUUAUUGGGCGCGGUGGUAGUAAUAUUAAUGCGAUUAGGCAGUACACUGGUGCACUUAUAGAGGUGGAGAAACAAAGUAAAGGCCAAGGGGAGAGGAUAAUUACGAUUAAGGGAACUCCCGAUAUCACUAAGCAAGCCCACAACUUAAUUACAACUCUUAUUAAAGACCCUGAGGUUGAUAUUAUGUCAAUAUUGCCGAAGAGCAGCAAGGCGGCUACCAGCACUACCACUUUAUGGGAUAAAACCCAAAUAGCUACCAAGAAAAAUGCGGGAAAAUUAGCCACCGUCAUUCAAUCGGUUGGUUCAACCCAGCCUUUGCCCAGCAAAAGCCAAGUUGCUCAGGCAAUCACGUCAUCAGUCGUUAGAUUCGCUAACAAUACUUCAGUGAAAUUUAGACAAGCACCGCCAACCGUGGGUGCCCGGGUUUCCGCACCGAGAUUGAUCACUCAAUCGGAAAAAAAUGUUGUGCCUGCGUCACAAUCAAAUCCGGUGGUAAGAAUGCCUACUUCAACUGCUCCUCCUAGCAGAUCUACGGCCGCCAAGAUAAUAACCACUACGGCUAGUCAAACUUUUGCCGCCAAAUUAACCGAAACAGUAUCAGUAAGCCAAGCUCCCGUGGGCGUUGGAAUGAAUGGACCCAAUAUCAACAUGUCUAAGCCGAGAGCUGCUCUAGGCGUUCCGAACACAUCGAAUUCUGGUUCAGUAUCACCACAACCUCCGAUUACGUCUUUACCUAGCGUAAACAUACAUAAUUCCCCAAGCAAGCAUGUUCGACCUGCACCUGCUGGCUCUGCGCCGCCCACAAUGCAGCAUUUCCAACCGCCUAUGAGUAAGCCGCAACCACCACAAAACCCGCAGGCGUCUGCUUCUUUCGGAAACUGUAUUCAAACAAGUCAUACUUCUACAAUCGUGACUACUUGCGUCAGUGAUUCUACCACUUCAGUAUCUACUACAAUGACCAAUUUACCAUCAGCAAAUCAAGCGCCCAUACAGCAACAAACUAUAUUAAAUCAAUCACCCCCACAGCCGCCACAACAACAGCAGCAACUAUCGCAACAACAUCAACAACCUCAAGAGGAAACUAAGAUCCCCAAAGUUAACCCGACGUCCGAGUAUACAUUGUUUACUCCUAGAGAAUUUUGGAGGGAGCAGGAGCAACAGAAGAUACCGAACUUCGCCUCUGUAGCUGGAGGUGGUGCCAACCAUCAGAAUUCCGUGCAGCAACAUAAGUUCAUAGAUCAAGAACCGCCGCCACAAGUCGACUUGUCAAAAGCACCCGGAUAUCGAGCUCCUCUUUGUUCACCUGUUUCUUCUAAACCUAGCAGCAACAGUACUACUCCACCCAAUAUGGGGGUCAGUAAUAAUUAUCCUUCGUACCAGCAAGAACCCUCGAAGCCGCCAAACACUCUGCCUCCUAUAGGAUCCAGGCCGCAAGUAUCGCAGCAAAACAAUGUGCCUAACGAUUUUAUUCCGUUUAUGGAUUUCAAAGCGAAUAACGCUCUUCCCACCCUGAUCAAUUUGGGAAAUGAGGCGCAGCUGCUGCAGAAUUUUAACGCUAUGCAGGUGUUGAAUUAUUCACAACCCCAGCCUCCGGUUAGUAUCCAACCGCCCAGCAUGAGCAGACUAAAUCCUAAAGCUCCAGAGUACUCCAGUUCGGUUUAUAAUUCGAUGCCAGGCAUGCAGAGCAAGAACGCCGCCACAUACAACGGAUUCCAGAUGAACAUGCAGAGCAAUAUGUUCGAUAAUAAGGCGGCAAUGCAGGUCGGAAAUAUGGCAUAUAACAGAGGCGCAGGUCUCGGUGCAAACAGCUCUCAAAAUCGCUCUUGGAUGGGCGUACCACAUCCCCCUUUCACACAGCAACAGCAGAACGAGCUGAUCAGCGGCAUUGCUGGCAUGACCAUACAAACUAUACAAGCUAAAGUGUAUUCGUCUGAAGGUCUCGAAAAUGGAGGCGAACUGGCGGGUAUCGUCAACAAUUCACCAAACAUGUCUCCCAAUAUAGCCGGUUCUCAACACGGUCAACACGGACUUCAUCCCGAUAACGUACAUUUCGGUAUGGAGGAUCGUAAGCCGCCACCAAUCGGAACGGAAAGAGCCCGUAAAGCUUACAACACCCAGAUGGAACAGAACUGGUCGGGGAUGGAAAAGCAGUCCAAGUGGGGAGGGAAUGGUUUAGAUCAGUUUGGAAUGAGACAGGCUAUUUAUCCAGAGGAUACUACGCCUUUGGAUUAUCAUAGACCUCUUCACAUGGACAACUUCAUGAACGCUCCUCCAUAUUUUAACCACCAAAUACCGAAUUUGAGGCAAGAAUUUAUACCGGAUAUGUCCAAGUUAGAUUUGACAUGGGAAAAUGCCCGUCCUAUGACUGACUUGCAGGAUAAACCACAUAGUUGGACAAACCAUUGGAACAAAUAAACCAACAUACAGCACUAAAACUAUAAGCGUCGUUUUUUAAAUUAAGUCCAAAAAUGCGAAAUGUAGCUUCUUUGUGAUUUUUGGAAUACAGGAUUUUGCAGUAGAAAAAUACUAGUUCUAUAUAGUUAUUUUAAAUUUUUUCUUAUAUUCGUUUUGUUAUGGUAUAAGGUGAUGCCGGGGGUGAGUAUACGGGCCUCCGGCGUUCUAUAUUCAAUGAUCUAUAUAACCGGAAACACCUGUACUUUGAUGUAAAUAAAAAAAAGUAUUCAGAAUAUUCAUAGUAUGUUUGCAUGUUUAUUUUUACUCAGGUAGUUGACUUGCUUAUUUAUUGCAUGACAUUAUAAACAUUAACCUGGGUAGUAAAAAAACUUUCAUAUUAUAUUAGGUUAAAAAAAUUAAAAUCUUAGGUAAAACUUUACAGUAUCACCUUUUUUAAAAAUACAUUUUUUAUUUUACAAUUUUUGUUAUUUCAUUUUUAUUUAUGUUUUAAGCAAGUGAACUAUAUAUCCCGCUUAUAGUUUCAAGUAUACCAGAUUGAUAAAUUCGCUAUUUGGGGCGAGCCUACUGGAAUUUUGAAUGUUAUUUUGUUGGCUCUGCAGAAAACCAGCUUUGACUUUGUCUUAAGGUUUACUGGAGCUAUUUAACUGAUUUAAUCAACACAGCGCCCUUCUGUGUUAAGUUCAGUAAAAGUAGCCCCAACGUGCUUGUUGCUGGCACUAAACCUUACACAAAGUAUUUAAAUUUCUGCAGCGCCUUCAAGCAAGCACUUUGGAAUUAGACGUUAAAAUGAUAUAAAACUAUACUAAAAUAUAAUGAUGUAAUACUGUAGUAGUUGCGUAUAAAACGUAAAAAAAAUAUUGGUCCAGGGAUUUUGGCGUUAGGGUCAAGUUACUAUUACACGUGCGAUUGUUGUUCUCUAAUCGAAUAUAAUUAUUCUGAUUUUACUUUUCUCCUACUGGAAGGUGUCCCUUUUAGGGAACCACUCGAUUUAGGGGGCCGCUGCCCUCUUGUUAUAAUGUAGGGUUAUUAUUAUACGGAUUAUUAUGUAAUAUUGCUUGUACAUGAAGACAAAUAUAUCUUUAUGCACUGUAUGAAA